Messenger RNA from Caenorhabditis briggsae, 357 nucleotides. Lineage: Eukaryota; Metazoa; Nematoda; Chromadorea; Rhabditida; Rhabditidae. The transcript has a single exon. Bases 1 to 357 code for a protein of 118 amino acids. The record is from RefSeq and is a predicted model, not a curated record.
AUGUUUCAACAAAACGGAGCUUCAUCUGAUAGAACAAAACAUCGGGAAAGCUGCAAAAGAAAAGCUUCUAGCCACUUGGACUCAAAAAGAGAGCAUCGUGAUGAAUUGGUUGGAAAUUUCCAAAAAGAUGAAUUAUUCAAGAUUUGCGAAAUUGGAAUUGGAAAAAGAAGAAACUCAACGUCACCAGGAAAAACACCGACUGGAAAACCGAAAGUACGAGACUCUACGUUGAUUAAGAUCAACACAAAAGUUACGAACAAGAAAAAGGAGCCGGUCGAAGAAAUGGAAUUUGAGGAAGCCGCAAGUGAAAAUAUCAGGAACGAAGCAGUGACAAUGGACAAGCGCCAAACGCUCUAA